UUCGGGGGCAUCCGUUAUAGCGGCAUCAAAUAGAAAGAAGCGUGCUUACUAGAUGCGAAAGAUAAAUUGAUUUCAUAGAAGAUGGAAGCAAAGAGAAAAGCAGAAGGCAUUGUCGUGCCUAUAAAACGUAUGAGAACUGAUAUAGUGCCUUCAAACGAUACGUCGACAGCCAUUAUAGAAACAGAACCACCAAGAACGUCUAAUUUAUUAUCGCCAAUAAUGCUGUUGGUUGGACAUCAAGGUGAAAUAUUCUGUUCGAAAUUUCACCCAAAUGGAACCCUUCUAGCUUCUAGUGGAUUUGAUAGACAAAUAUUUUUAUGGAAUACUUACGGAGAAUGUGAGAACUUUUCGGUAAUCACAGGGCAUACUGGAGCUGUUUUAGAUUUAAAUUUUUCUACUGAUGGUAAUCUUAUUUUCACAGCUUCUACAGAUAAAACUGUUUGUAUUUGGGAUACUAAUGUGGGAGUCAGAAUUAAAAAGAUGAGAGGACACACUUCUUAUGUGAACUGCUGUCACAGUGCUCGCAGAGGUCCGCAGUUGAUCUGUAGUGGAAGUGACGAUUGUACCAUCCGAUUAUGGGACGAAAGAAAGAGAGGAUCCGUUCAAACCUUUCAAGAAGUGUAUCAAGUUACUGCCAUUACUUUUAAUGACACUGCCGAGCAAAUUAUAUGCGGAAGCAUUGACGGAAAUGUCAAAGUUUGGGAUCUGCGUAAAAAUGGUAUUCUCUAUAAAAUGGCUGGGCAUACGGAUAUCAUUACUGGUCUUUCGCUCAGUCCAGAUGGUUCUUAUGUUCUGUCAAAUGCAAUGGAUAACAUGCUAAGAAUAUGGGAUAUUAGACCAUUUGCACCACAAGAGAGAUGUGUAAAAAUUUUACAAGGACAUCAACAUAAUUUCGAAAAGAAUUUGCUUCGUUGUUGCUGGUCGCCAGAUGGUAGUAAAGUGUCUGCCGGUUCUGCAGACCGUUUUGUUUAUAUUUGGGAUACGACAACAAGAAGAAUUUUAUACAAGUUACCGGGACACAAUGGAUCUGUCAAUGAUGUUGAUUUUCAUCCAAAAGAACCAAUUAUUUUAUCUUGUUCGAGUGACAAGCAAAUUUAUUUAGGUGAAAUUGAGUAAAUACUAUUUUAAAAUAGUAAUAUACUAUAUUUGAUUGUAUUUCUUAUACAUUAUAAAUCCAUACAUUUUUAGCCAAAUAAAAUAAUUUUUUAAUUUAAUCUCUUUGACCUGUUUUAAUCUCAUUGUGGUAGACAAUUUUCCUGAUAUCUUAAACUUGUAUCAAUUUUAAAGAUGAAAAAACUCUUUGAAUUUCUGAGAUUAAAUGCAGAAGCAAUCAUAAAAAAUAUAAUGUACAGUAAUAAUCAGAAUCUGUAUCUACUUUUAAGAUCUAGAAUAUCUAAUUCUUCAAAAUUUUGACAAUUUGUUCCCCAAAAUAGCAUAUUAGUCAGUUGAAUAAUUUGAAGCAUUAGUAGUAAAUGUUUGUCAAUGUGAACUUAGAAAUUAUUUCCUGACCCAAUCUACAAAUGCUUAAUGUUGUUCAAGUGAAGAGUUAUGUCUAAAAUUUCCACUGUUAAUAUCUCUAGUAUUAUUCUAAUUUUGUUUUUUAUGCAAAAUAUUGUUUUUCAUCUGUCUAAUUGGUAAUAGAUACCAUAUAAUAAACUUAACUGCAUUUUGUUUAUUGUAAUUAUCCUCAAUUCAAAUAAACUUGAAAUUUGAGAAUGUUUUUGCCAACACAAUGAUCAAAGUUUUCCCAAGAUAACAUUAAGUUCUAAAGAAUUAGAUAUUCUAGAACUUAAAAGUAGAUUUAGAUUCUGAUUAUUACUACGUACUUUAUUACAAGGGGGUUUCAAUAAGUAGCACCUUUUAUUUUUUUGAGCAAAAGUGUUAAUGCAAAUGGAAAAUACAUAAUAUACGAAACGAAAUAUGUGGAUUAGGAUACUUGACAUAGGAACCAUUCAGGUUCAAGAACUUGUCCCAGAAGUGCCUCUUCUUGAAGAUGCCUGCAUUGUAGAAUGCCAUUUCCUGGCUAUACAACCAUCUGCGAAUAGCUGAUUAACCUCCUCAUCAGAAUGGAACUUCUCUCUAGCCAGGAAUUUCCUCAAAGGACCAAACAGGACACCAAGCAAUUUUUCCAACAGCAUCUUCAAGCGAAUGCAGUAGUUACUUUGAAUUUCUCAACAGCAAUGACUGUUUGAGGCAGGCGAAGCUGCACUUAUCCUGUGCUUAUCAAUCGCACACUGACAACCAUUUUUAAACAUUUUGCACCAUCAAUGGAUGUUUGAAUUGUCUAUGCAAUCAUCACCAUACAACUUUCUGCAUUUCUGCAAGAAUUUGUUGCACAUUUCUUGCCCCCUGCCCAUAGAAACGAAUAAUGCUUCACUGUUCUUUUCUUUCCAUUUGUCAGAUAUGUCUGACAGGCAACAUGAGUGUUUCUAUCAUGCAAUAGCGUUGCCAGAAAUUCAAACUUCAUUUACUAUAUUCAUGUUUUUGCGUACACGUUAAAAUGUUUGUUUAAAAAAAUAAAAGGCAUUACUUAUUGAAACAUCUUCGUAUAAUGCCUUUUAUGAUUGCUUCUGUGUUUAACCUUUGAGAUUCUAGAAGGUUUUUCAUCUUUAAAAUUGAUACAAAUUUAAGUUUUCCUAAUUAGAAUUUCGAUAUUGACCUUUUUGCCAAUAAUGAAAAAUUCAUUUUUACAUCAUAUUGGAUCCUACAAAAGUUAAGGCUAUGAUUAUUAUAUAUGAUUAUAUAUAUUUCUAGUUAACACAAUAGAAUUAUUAACAAAGAUGUCAGAUUACAAUUGCAAUACUAUUGGAGAUUUGAACAAUCUAAUGGUAAAUUUUAGGAACAAGUAUAGAAUAAAGUGAUAAGUGUUACACACCUAAUUCCCCAAAAUUAAGAAAAUAUUCAACUAUUUGUCCAUGAUUAUAUCAGAAGUUUUUCAACCUUUCCAUGACCUUGUCAACUUAAUUGCCUUUGGUUCAUGUAUAUGCAUCUUAUGUAAAUUCUGGAGAUUAUUGUUGUUGCAAUAGAAAUAAGAGAAAAAUAUAAUGUAAUGAACUUUCAUUUUUAUUUGUUAACAAUAUAUUUUUUUAUAUUUCCAUGGCAUUUAGAAAUAAUGUAAACAUACCAGUACUCUUCAUAUGAAUGAAUUGUAAAAUAAAACAGUUUAAUUUGACUAUUAUUCUAAAUUGCCUUUAAUGGGAAAUUUCAGCUUGGUGGCACAUAUAGAUGUAUUUAAUACUUUGUUGUAGUUCUAAUAAGGCAAUCUGCAUUUUUCUGACAACCAUUUUCAGCUUGUCUUUCCUCCAUCUCUUUUAUAAUCAUAACAUAUUUUUUAGUCUAUCUUAGUAUUCAAUGUAAUGGAAAUAUCUCAUCUGGGUAGCAGGAUGAUAUUUCAUCCUGUUCAAUCCAGUCUGGAUCAACAAAUAUAAAAUGAAUCAAAUUAUAAGGAUCCAAUAUGGAACAUUAUAAUUUAUCACAAAUAGUUUGGGCUGAAGUAUCCCUUCUGUGUAUUGGCAAUUCCAUUUUGGAUUUGAUCUUUCUUUGAUGACUAUGCAUAGUGCAUUGAUAUCUUGUACAACAAAUUAAAUCAGCCUACAUAAUGACAACAGCAGUUCUGGUUAUUCAUUUACAAUGUUACUACUUUUAGAAAAAAUGUAUAUUUUUUAAAUUCAUAUUUUUU
Molecule: messenger RNA, 3679 nt
Organism: Centruroides sculpturatus (bark scorpion)
Lineage: Eukaryota; Metazoa; Arthropoda; Arachnida; Scorpiones; Buthidae
Product: U5 small nuclear ribonucleoprotein 40 kDa protein-like
Exons: 1
Coding region: 82-1116 (344 amino acids)
Cellular component (GO): catalytic step 2 spliceosome
Molecular function (GO): protein binding; RNA binding
Source: RefSeq, a predicted model, not a curated record